AUAAAGCCAAAUGCGAGAAGUCGAAUUUAUUCACUCCUGGACAUCCGAUUAGUAAGAACAGAAGCUUGUACACAUAUUCCAAUAUGAAUAACGGAGUACUCCUAGUCUUCGCAACUAUUUGUUGUAUGUUGAUUCAAGCUGCACCCAAUGAAAUAUGUGGUCCAAACGAAAUAUUUUCCAACUGUGGUCCUUCUUGUCCGCAAACUUGUGAAUCUUUAUUCAUGGGGGAACAACCGUGCGGAUUGCGGUGUGAAAUUGGAUGCUUCUGCCAAGAAGGUUUGAUUCGCAAGGCAAACGGUGAAUGUGUCCAUCCAUCCGAGUGUCAACUUUACAGAAACAAUCUCCGACCACCAUGUGAAAGCAAAUAUUCAACCGUUAACUAUAUAGCGCAACAGUGCCGUGGUGCCAGUCAUCGAUCAGAAGCUUCAACGUUCUUGAAAAUGAAACUUGCUCUUGUUGCAAUUUUUGCCGCCUUAUGUACCAUGGCGUACGCUGUGCCUCAAUGUGCCUCAGAUUGUCGCGGUCCAAACGAAGUGUUUUCCAACUGUGGAUCUGCCUGUCCAUUAACCUGUGACUCCUGGCAGCGUGGACCACAACCGUGUGCCUCGUCUUGCCAGAGUGGAUGUAUCUGUCAACCUGGAUUCGUUCGUAACAUCCAGGGAACGUGCAUCGAACCGGCUUUAUGCCCAAGAGCAUGCAACAGACCACCCUUCCCCAGCUACCACUAGUUGCUGCUAACAGAUUGGAUAUUUAUACACCUACAAUGACGAUCAUUUCAUCGAGUCUCGAAUCGGACAAACUCAUUCCCUGUGAUAGAUAUCCAUUUGGUUUUGAGAAUGAAAGUACUCUGCCAAAUAUCAUACGAACGUUCGAAGAGUUACUGGAAUAAAUUAUUUUAAGAAAAUAAAAUAAGUGUAUUUCAAAGUA
Topomyia yanbarensis is the source of this 927-nucleotide messenger RNA. RefSeq names its product von Willebrand factor-like. The record is from RefSeq and is a predicted model, not a curated record. The coding region runs from base 84 to 728 and encodes 214 amino acids. NCBI's taxonomy places the organism in Eukaryota, Metazoa, Arthropoda, Insecta, Diptera, Culicidae. The transcript has 4 exons.